Messenger RNA from Rhizophagus irregularis DAOM 181602=DAOM 197198, 5898 nucleotides. RefSeq lists its product as uncharacterized. Gene Ontology annotation, cellular component: cytosol. The record is from RefSeq and is a predicted model, not a curated record. NCBI's taxonomy places the organism in Eukaryota, Fungi, Glomeromycota, Glomeromycetes, Glomerales, Glomeraceae.
UGUUUGUAUUAAGUAACAAUAUAAUAUAUUGAUAAACAAAAUUGCAUUUAGUAAAUACAAACUCUAUUAAACUAUUUAAUCAACUUGACAUUUUGUCAACUUUUAAGCACUAAACAAAAAUAAUAAAUGGAUUAUAGUUCGUUACCACCAGAAUUUCAAGGUAGAUUAGCAAAAUUAGAGCAAGAAUAUGAAGAAGGAGAAUUAACAAAAAAAGGAUUUGAAAAGAAAAAGAAUUCUUUAUUUGCAGAAUAUCGACAAUAUAUUGGAGAAAAUCAUGUUGAUAUUGUUAGUGAUAUAUUAGAGACACUUUCAAUUUAUCCAUCCCCAAUGGUGACGGGCGAGGCCAGUGAAGGAGGCGUUUCUCCAACUAAUAGUAUUAGUAGUGGAAAUUAUUAUAUCCAACAAGAUGGUGGCUAUUCAACUAAUUCAAACCAAUAUAAUCCAAAUCAGCGAUAUCCUGGACAUUCGGUACAACAAUCAUACGUUGCUAAUCAGCCACCUAUUCCUCAUAAUUCUUUUUCACACCAUCAACUUCCUCACAGAGCAAUGAAUUCUGAUUUAAGACUUGAUCCAACUCAUAUAAAUCCUACUGCUACAUCCACUUCACCUAAUAUGUCUCCUUUAAAUCUCAACAAUCAACAAAUUCCUAAUAUGAAUUAUAGACCUCCGCAUCAAUAUAAUCAUUCUUUUGCACCAUUCGGAACCGCGCCACCACCCCAAUUUAGGCCAAUGCAACCGCCAGGGCGUCCUCCUUUACCUCCACAUGGGUAUCAUCAUCAAACAUCAUUACAAUAUUUUCCUCCAAAUACAGGUGGAUUUCCUGUUAGACCAAACAGACCUCAAAUGGCACAAAUUCCACAAAUUCGUCCUGUUCCGUCACCUUAUGGAAUAGAAGUUCCUCCAGGAGCUGCUCCAUCUGGUCCAAUUGGUAGAACAAGACACUUAGUAAAUGAAGAUGCUAUCGAGCGUGCGCGAAGUAUUAGUGGAGCUAGGUCAAGUUUGGACAUAAGUGAUACUGCAAGUAUUAAAGGAUAUACUAGAAGUACGGGAGAAUAUGAUUAUUUGCCCGCACGUAUUCAAGAUGACAAUGCUUCGAUCAGGUCAGGGCGAUCUAGCAUUUAUACUACGUCGAAUUCGAACGGACAAAGGUUUGGUGGAAUGAUUAGUCCUGAUGAUAGACCCGGAAGAAGUGUUGGAAAUCGAAUAUCUUUAUAUAAUAGUAUGGUAUAUUCAGAAAUAUUAGAUCCAACGCCUACAUUUGAUCCGGGAUUAUCAAAGUUAGGAGGAUUACAAUUUAUGCCAUUUGAACCACGGGAAUUACCAUUUGAAAAUUUGGACCCAUUGAAUCCUUCAAUGUCACUGUCAAAUUUCGCAGAUAUAGCUGCAUUAUUAAGAUAUAGAGGCCAGACGACUCCCAAAAAGACAGCCUUUAUAGUACUGGACCAAAAAGGUCGUGAAGUGCAUGAAUGGACAUGGGAAAAAUUACAUUUGAAAGCCGAAAAAAUGGCACAAGUAAUUUCAAAAGAUAGUGGAUUAAUGAAAGGUGAAAGAGUAGCAUUAAUUUAUAGGAAAGCAGAAAUUUUGGAUUUUUUAGUAGCGUUGUAUGGAUGUUUCUUUGCUGGAGUUGUGGCAGUACCAAUUAAUGCUGUGGAAGAAUUUAGAGAACUUAAGUUUAUAUUGGAAGCAACAGAAGCUAGGCUGGCGUUAACUACAGAACAUAACCAUAAAGUUUUUACACGAGAUUUAUUGGCUCAAAAAAAAGAAUUACCAACGAAUGUAAUCUGGUGGAAAACUAAUGAAUAUGGGGCAUUAAAUUUAAAGAAAGGUGAUGAGCUUGGACCAAUUAAUGUUACUGAAUUGGCAUAUAUUGAAUACACAAAAAGUCCUAAUGGCGAAUUAAAAGGAGUAGCGAUAAGUCAUCAAACAAUCAUGGCACAAUGUAAUGUUAUGAGAGGGAGCGUAACGGAUAAAAAAAUGAGAGAAUAUUUGGACAAGCAAAGGAAUCAAGGCUAUCAACGACAGUCUAAUGGUGGAGAUGAGAGAAAUAACGAAGUGAGUGGUAAAAUUGUUGAUACAGUGUUAAGUUAUUUAGAGCCGAGACAACAAUUUGGAUUAAUAUUGGGCGCCCUAUGGGGAGUGUACUGUGGUAAUACUACUAUAUAUCUAGGUAGCCUUGGACCUGAUGUACCUGGUUUAUGGGUAAAUUGUAUUUCAAAAUACAAAGCUACAAUUGCAUUAGCAGAUUAUCCAGGCUUAAAUCCAAUAGUGUCCUCAUUUAUAUCAGAUCCUUCGGCAACUUUGAAUUUUUUGAAAAAGCAAACACCGGACUUGUCAUCAUUACGCUUUUUGUUUGUCGAUACACUGACAAUAGAUGUUCAAAAGAAUCAAGAAAUUAUUGAACAAUUCCUUGUUCCAUUAGGGGCACAAUUUCCGAAAGAUGUUUUGACUCCAUUGAGUAGUUUACCGGAACAUGGAGGAAUGGUGUUAAGUUUUGGAGAUUUGUUAGGUGUGCAGGGACUGGACGAUAGAGUCGAAGGAGAACGAGGUGUGAAAGUAUUUUUAUUAGAUCGUGAAGAACUGAAAGAAAAUCGAGUUGUUGUCGUAGGAACUGAAGAGGGGAGUAAGAAAAAGGAUUGGGAACAAGGUGUUAUGAAAGUUGGAGCUUUUGGAUUUGUUAUGCCUGAAACUACAAUAGCAGUUGUUGAUCCAGAAACAACAGCACUAUGUCUGCCUAAUACAAUUGGAGAAAUAUGGGUUGAUUCACCAUCAUUAUCGGGAGGAUUUUGGAACUUGCCAAAACAUACCGAAUCGAUUUUCCACGCUCGUCCGAUAUUUGUACCAGGCGACACCAAACAACCCGAAUAUUUUGAUCAAGAAUUUUUGAGAACAGGACUUUUAGGGUCAUUAAUUAAUGGACAAUUGGUUAUAUUUGGAUUAUAUGAACAUCGAAUAAGACAAUUAAUUGAACCUGUUAAUAAGGAAAAGCAAAAGAAGUUGGUUGUAGUAAAUAGGAGCGAAUAUGACGGAGGAAGUGACGAAGAGGAAAUAAAUGAUGAUAAGAAACAAGACGAAGAAGAAAAAGAUAAAUAUAGGUUUCAUUAUACUUUGGAUUUGGAGAAUACUGUUAAGAAAAUGAUUGAAGGCGUUCAUGAUUGUGUUGUAAUUGAGAUUUAUAUAAAGGAUCAAAGCUUACCAGUGAUGAUAGCAGAAUCUACAUUACCCAUAGAAAAAUUAACUGCUCUUGCUGAUGAAAUAUUCGAAAAAUUAGUUAUGUAUCAUGGACUCCGUCUUUAUACGAUAUCAAUAUGUGCACAAGGAUCAUUGCCACGUGUAUGGAAGAAUGGUAAAAAACUGACAAAUAGCAUAACAUGUAAAAAAUAUUUCGAAUAUGGACGUUUACAAGUUUUACAUGUGAAGACUUGUGUAUUAGACACGGUAUUUAAUAUUCCGAUCGGAGAAGAUAUGGUUGCCGGCAUAUGGGGACCUAACGCUAUGGCAGCAAGACAAGAGAUGAGUAACGGAUUAAGAAGAACUCAAUAUACGAGAAUGGAUAUUCCACUAGAGGUAUUAGACGAAAAAACUAGUAUUAAUUUAUUAAAAUUCCGAAGUAUAGUUGAUGUAUUAUUAUGGCGUACACAAAUGUCACCUGAAGAGACCGCAUAUAAUAUAUUGGAUACGAAAGGAAAAGAAGGAAAACCAAUCUCAUGGAAAAAAUUAAAUAAUCGAAUAGCGACCGUUGCGAAUUAUUUGCAAAAAAAAGGAUGCAAAGCGGGAGACCAUACAGUAUUAAUAUUUCCACAUGGAAUAGAUUUUGUGUGUAGCAUAUUUGCAUGUAUGGUAUUAGGUAUUAUAGCAAUUCCCAUAUCACAAACAGAACCUACGAAAGCAUCAGAAGAUAUACCUGCACUAUUUGGAUUAAUUGAGGAUUUUAAAGUCAACUAUUUAUUGGUAAAUACUGACACAGAACAAGUUCUUAAAAGCCGACAAAUACAAAAUUUCAUAAAAACAAUGAGCGGAGGUUCAAAGCAGUUGGACAGUAACAAUUCAAAAGCGUUACCUUUGUUAAUAAAUAUAGCCAAAGCACCAAAAUAUACAAGAACAUUGAAAGAAUCAAAUUAUGUUAUGAUGGAAGAAUGGUUACAACCACAAUGGGCAACGGUUGUUAUGUGCUAUUUCUCUGCAGAUCAACGAAGAAGUUGUGUAAGAUUGAAUCAUGACACAUUGUUAGCAUUAUGCAAAGUACAAAAAGAGACUUGUAGAUUGACAAGCAUACGAGCGAUAUUAAGUUGUGUUAGGCAUUUUAACGGUAUUGGAUUUGUGUAUACUGUAUUAAUUGGCAUAUACUUGGGAUCACAAACAAUUCUCAUUUCACCACUUGAUUACCACGCGAAUCCAUUGAUGUGGUUUGAAACUUUAUCCAAAUUCAAAAUUAAGGAUACUUACGCCACGUUCCCAAUGCUGCAACAUGCAAUGUCAUAUUAUGAUAGUGUGGAUUACCGAAAUUUUUCUUUACAAAAUUUAAAGAACUUAAUGAUUCCGGUUGACUGUAGACCGAAUGCGAAUUUAUAUAAGAAGAUGGUGAAAACAUUUUUGGCGAAUCGAUUGGAAGAAGUGAAUGUAAAUUAUAUAUAUAGUCAUAUAGCAAAUCCAAUGAUAACCACAAGAUCUUAUAUGUGCGUAGAACCAUUUGAGUUAUAUUUGGAUUUAAAAAGUUUGAGAAGAGGAAUUAUUAAAGUUGUUGAUCCUGAAGAUGAACCUUUUGGGGUAUUAUUACAUGAUUCUGGAAUGGUCCCAGUGUCUACACAGGUAGCCAUAGUACAUCCAGAAACAAGACGUCCAUGUUUAUCAAACGAAUUUGGAGAAAUCUGGGUUAGCAGCGAUUCUAAUGCCAAAUCCUCGUAUGGGUCAAUGGAUCCGUUAGAUCAAGAACGAUACUCCGCGAUAAUAGACGGGGGAGAUCCGAGAAUAACUUAUUUACGUACGGGUGAUUUAGGAUUUUUAUAUACAGUUCAAAAACCGGUAGGGGAAGGAGGUGCAUUGGUGGAAUUCCAAUGUUUAUUCUUUUUGGGGCCUAUUGCAGAAACAUUUGAAGUUAAUGGAUUAAUACAUUUUCCGGUGGACAUCGAAUUUACAGUUGAAAGAUGUCAUCAAUUGAGCCAUUGUAAUUUGAUCGCAACAGAUGGAUGUGUGGUAUUCCAAGCUAAUGGAGAAACAGUAUGUAUAGUAGAAGUGAGAUCGUCAGAAGGGAUUCUUAACUUGGUACCAUGUAUAAUGAAUUCAAUACUUGAUGAACAUCAAUUUAUUAUUGACGUAAUUGUAUUCAUUGGACCUGGAACAUUACCAAAAUCAAGAUUAGGUGAAAAACAGAGAACUAAAAUUAUGACAUCAUGGUUAAGCGGUAAUUUAUCUACAUUGCAUGUACAUUAUGUAAAACCAUCACCAUCAAAUUCUAGACCAAAUUCGUAUUUACUACCGCCAUUUAUGAUGCAUUCCCAACAAUUAAUAACUACAAACCCAUCACCUUCACCAACACUUGAUCCAUCUCGAUAUAGUAUUACUACUGGAUUUAUUAAUACAACGAGAAGUAAUAUAAACCCAUCAGUAAUGCCUUCUGAUAUGAUGAAUAAUGAAUUGAGUUUGAGUAAUAGUAAUCGAGGGAGCUUGAAUAUUAAUAAUAGAACUAAUAGUCAAGAAUUGACACGACAAAACACUAAUUCAUAUAAAGUUAAUAAUGCUAAUACUGGAACUGUUAACAUGUAAUUUAGUGAUACUAAAUACCAAAAGUUUGUUUGCUUAAAUUAUUUUAUUUUUACCAAUAUUAUUUCUAUUUAAUUAAUUAUUUAUAUUUAUAUAAUAUAUAUAUAUAUACUUCUGUUUAAUCUAAUUAACAUAAUUAUU